Molecule: messenger RNA, 4249 nt
Organism: Gymnodraco acuticeps
Lineage: Eukaryota; Metazoa; Chordata; Actinopteri; Perciformes; Bathydraconidae
Gene: sorcs3a
Product: sortilin related VPS10 domain containing receptor 3
Exons: 27
Coding region: 54-3743 (1229 amino acids)
Cellular component (GO): membrane
Molecular function (GO): protein binding
Source: RefSeq, a predicted model, not a curated record
UGUUAGGAUAAGGUCUCCAACGGAGGCUUCACCCCCCCAAAUCACUGUCAGCGAUGGGGACUUGGGCGCUGGCCUUCUUCCCAGGCUUGCACUUAUCUCUGGGUAUCUGGGUGAUGAUAGCCACGCAUACCCUCCAAAAUGCCCAGGCGAGGAUAACUUGCGCAUCUUGCACGGUGCCAGUGCAACUUCACCGGGAGGAAUUACAGCUGGGGAUGCGCACUGACCCGACCGAGGAGCCGGACACUCUAAAAAACAUCCGAGUAGAGUUUAAGGAACUCGACCAAAAUACUGGAGUAGACGACGAGCAGGAGACAGCCGUUUCUGUCGAGGUUGUCCCGCCUCAAGAUGUGGAUGGAGUUAGUACAACAGAACCAGGGUCCAAUGAAGAAAGUCACAGUGGCAGUGAUAAGGCAGGGGAGCCCCAGAAGGGCGAGGAUAUCGCGCUCCGGAGAGCGAAGAGAAGUGGUCCUGAGUUUGCCGAGUUCAGUGAGAGCGGGCGGGCCGGUGUGGACGCCGGAGCUCCGGAGAACCGGGGCUCGUUGUUUGACGGACACAAGCAAUUGAAGUCCGAUUUCAGAUGGAACAGGCAGGAAGGGAGAGGGAAUAACCGGCAGGAUGAGCCCAAGAUCAUCAGCAGCACUUUCUCUCUGACGGGGGACUCUGCGCACAACCACGCCGUGGUGUACUGGUCAGGGCAAAACAGCAGCGUGAUCCUGAUUCUCACCAAGCUGUACGACUUUCAUAUUGGCAGCGUCACUGAGAGCACUCUUUGGAGAUCUACUGACUACGGCUCAACAUACGACAGAAUGAACGACAAAGUGGGAACCAAAACUGUCCUGAGUUACCUGUACGUCUGUCCAACUAACAAGAGAAAGAUUAUGGUGUUGACAGAUCCAGAGUUUGAAAGCAGCAUGCUCAUCAGCUCUGACGAGGGAGCCAGUUUCCAGAAGUACCGCCUCACAUUCUACAUCCUGAGCCUUUUAUUCCACCACACAGAAGAAGACUGGGCCUUAGCCUACAGCCACGACCAAAAGUUGUACAGCUCGGUGGACUUUGGAAGAAAGUGGCAGCUCAUUCACGAACGUGUCACGCCGAGCCGAUUCUACUGGUCUGUUUCCGGCCUUGACAAAGAGCCAGAUCUGGUCCACAUGGAGGCUCAUACGCCGGAUGGAAAUGUGCAGUAUGUCACGUGCAGAGCUCAGACGUGCACAGAAGCUAACAGGAACUACCCGUUCCCUGGAUACAUCGACAUCAGCUCCCUGGUGGUUCAGGAUGACUACAUAUUCAUACAGGUUCCUACAUCAGGACGAGCCACAUAUUAUGUGUCCUACAAGAGAGACCUUUUUAUACAAAUCAAACUCCCCAAAUACUCCCUGCCUAAGGAUUUACACAUUGUCAGCAGUGAUGAGAAGCAGGUAUUUGCGGCCGUGCAGGAGUGGAACCAGAACGACACCUAUAACCUCUACUUGUCCGACACCAGAGGGAUCUACUUCACCUUGGCCUUGGAAAAUGUCAAGACCACUAGGGGCAUCGGUGGGAACCAGAUGCUGGAUCUGUACGAGGUUGCAGGGAUUAAAGGGAUGUUGAUUGCUAACAAGAGGCAAGACAACCAGGUGAAGACCUUCAUGACCUACAACAAGGGCCGGGACUGGAGGCUCCUGCAGGCUCCUGCCACUGACCUGGAUGGAAACGACAUUCACUGCAUACUGCCUUUCUGUUCACUCAAUCUACAGCUGCAAACGUCAGAGAACCCUUACCUGUCAGGAACAAUCUCCACCAAGAGUUCUGCACCGGGGGUUAUAGUCGCCACAGGGAAUAUUGGAGCAGAGCUGUCUUACAACAACGUGGGCAUGUUCAUAUCGUCUGAUGCUGGCAAUAGCUGGAGACAGAUUUUUGAAGAGGAGCACAACGUGUGGUUUCUGGACAAAGGAGGGGCCCUCGUUGCGGUCAAGCAGCCAUCUGUGCCUACCAAACACUUGUGGGUCAGCUUUGAUGAGGGGAGGCAGUGGACCCAACACAGCUUCUCCGCAGUGCCUCUGUUCGUGGAUGGAGUCUUGGUGGAGGCUGGGGCCGAAAACCAAAUAAUGACCUUUUUUGGACACUUCAGCCACCGUUCUGAAUGGCAGCUCAUCAAGAUAGACUACAAGUCCAUCUUCAGCAGGCAAUGUACAGAGGAAGACUAUCAAACCUGGCACCUGCACAAUGAGGGCGAGCCAUGCGUGAUGGGACAGAAACAGAUUUACAUGAAGCGCAGGCCUGGGAACUACUGCAUGCUGGGAAAGGACUACUCAAGAAUCCUUUCGGCAGAGUCCUGUAUUUGUCGCGCUCAUGAUUUUGAAUGUGAUUAUGGAUAUGAGCGCCGUGGAGACGGGAACUGCCGGCCUGCCUUCUGGUUCAACCCCUCCACCGUGUCCAGGAGCUGCAGCCAGGGUCAGAACUACUUCAACAGCACCGGGUACCGUAAAGUGGUGUUGAACAACUGCACCAAAGGAGUUAAAGAGAUGUACACGGCCAGGAAGCAGCAGUGCCCCAACAGACCUCCCAAAGGACUCUUGGUAACCAGCAGAGACGGAAAACUCACCGCCAACCUGGGAAGCAACGUCACCUUCCUGGUCCACCUGGAUGAGGGUGACUCUAUUCGCACCAACAUCCAGCUGGAUUUCGGCGAUGGCACAGCAGUGUCAUACUCCAACCUGAGCUGGACUGAGGAGGGGAUCAAACACGUCUACAAGUCAGCGGGAAUAUUCCGUGUCACAGCUCUGGCAGAGAACACGCUGGGUUACGACACCACAACCCUCUACCUGCAUGUCAUAUGUCCAGUGGAGCACAUCCAUCUUCUCACUCCCUUUGUAGUCAUAAAGAACAAGGAGGUGAACAUCACAGCAGUGGCCCUGCCCAGCCACUCACGCACUGUUACUUACUUCUGGUGGUUUGGCAACAAUACUGAGCCUGUGAUAACAUUGGACGGGAGUAUCUCACACACCUUCCCGAACGACGGGAUGCACACCAUCACAGUCCAGGUGGCUGCAGCCAACACCAUCCUGCAGGAUACCAAGACCAUAGCAGUGCAAGAAUUCUUCAAAUCUCUACUUUUAUCAUUCUCCCCUAAUCUGGAUGAGUUCAACCCAGACAUACCCGAGUGGAGACAGGAUGUGGGGAGAGUAAUUAAGAAGGCUUUGCUCCAAGUGUCGGACUUCCCAGAGGAGCAGCUCCUGGUAGCCGUGUUCCCAGGAGUCCCAACAGCUGCCGAGCUCUUCCUGUUACCCCACAAGAACCAAUCAGAGGGCAAGAAAAAGAGUGAGGAGGUGCUAGAGCAGGUAUCCGAUGUAAUUGUAACCGCGCUGAACCAGAACUUGGUGGAGUUCGAGCUGAAGCCUGGUGUAAGGGUGAUUGUGUACAACACACAGUUAACACUUGCACCCUUGGUGGACUCCAGCCCCAGACACAGCAGCUCGGCCAUGCUGAUGCUCCUAUCAGUGGUGUUCCUGGGUCUAGCAGUGUUCCUCAUCUACAAAUUCAAGAGAAAAAUACCUUGGAUCAACAUAUACGCUGAGGUGAACCAGGAGAAGGAGCAGGAGAUGAUUGGCUCGGUCGGCCAGGGCGACAGCACGCCUAAAAUCACUCUGAGUGAGUUCUCCGCAUCCAAAGAACUCAUGGAGAAAGAACUGGAUGCCAGGAUCAAAAGGGGAGUUGGAAACGCCUGCGAGAGCACAAGGGAGAUUCCCAACUGUACUAGCGUGUAAAGCUGGAGAGCGACAGUUUAUGUACAGCCAAGUGUUACAGUGUCGGGGUUCUCUUUUUCUGUUUUGUAAUUCUCAACACAACUGAUGUUAAUAGUUUUCUAAGGGACCUCAUUUAUACUGACUUGCACGGAUGCCUCAUUCAGCAACAUCCACGCAGAAAAAUGUCAAUUUACUCGAUGAGAUCAGUGUCGUAACUGGCAUAUACAGUUGUUUGGAUAAGCUACAUUCAUUCACAGAGUGAAAUACCUUUGUCCACACCUGUGAAGAGUUCUGUACAUUUCAUAAGGAGUUUGCUUUGAGAAUAAUUUCUGCCUAUAUAUAGACUAUAAUGUCUGAGUCUUCAAUCUAACAGGGAAUAUUAUUGAAAUGUACAAUAUUAUCAUAUGUUCUGUUAAAUGUAUAUAUUAUUACUUUCUACCUGCUCGUAGUCUAAGUACCAUGGACAACAGAGGAUCUGGUCUGUUUUUGAAAGUGUGUUAAAACAUUACUUAAAGAAAUCAACUUUG